AUGAGCGCAUACGAUGAGUUGACCGCGCAUAUUCAGGGGCUGCUCGACAUGAGGGAAAAGAUUAAGAAGGGAGCCAAAGGCCCGCCUUCAAAACCUCCCCCGAGCAGAGCAGUCCCCUCCGACGCCGACCGGCAGUACGUCGUGCCCUCGAUGGGACCGGUCCCUGCCAAGGAUGGCGCCGGGAAGAAGGGAAAGAGAAAAGGUAACUCCCAAAAGGGUGGAAACCCUCUGGGAGACCCAGGAAAGGAUGGGCCAAAGCCAAUAAUGGCAAAGGUCCAAACAAAGAGUCCCUCCCCUAACAAUCCUCCCCCGCUCCCGCGACCUUCGGAUGCCCAGGAUUCCGCCUGGGUGAAGGUCGUUGGGAGGAAGAAAGCGAGGAAGAGUCGGGCGCCGGUACCAGCGCCCGCUAAGCCCUCCUCUAAGAGCAGUAGCGGGGCCAAGAAGUCUCCCCUUCUCGGUUAUAGAGAAGGCCAAGGGAAAGGCUGCCCCAGGCGCUACUGCGAGGAAGUCUGGGAGGAACCCCAGGACGGCGGCGGUGACUAUUCACUGCCCGGAAGGCUCAUACGGCGAGACAAUUGCCCUUGCCUGCCAAAAGAGGCCGGCUUGCCGGCCAACCAUCGCGCCGGCGGCGAGAGCUGCCACGCAAAGAAAGGUGGAAGGGCCGCCAAGAAGGGCGGCAGGCAGAUAGAGAAGAAGGGAAGAGCUAAGGGGGGUCUCGGGGAUGGCGUAGCCUCCCCCGAGCCUUCCCAAGGCAAGCAAGGAGAGGAGAAAGGAGGGGCCAAGGGGGGCUCCGGGGAUGGCCUUGCCACCCCCGGGCUCGCCCAAGGCCAAGUUAAGGAGGCGCCCAAACCCCAACGUAGACGUAGGGAAAGGGGCGCUUCCAAACAGGAUGAAGAUAGGAGGAGACGCGCCUCCAGCUCAAACCAAAGAGCUUAUGGAGGUGACCAUGGAGGAGGUCUAAGCGUCGCCAAUUAUGGCGAAGCAAAUAGGCCUCCUCCAGGCAAAUCUAAACCACUGCGCCAGGGCCCAGGAUCUUUUCCUACAUACCCUGGCGCAGUGGAAAUGCGGAAUAGGGAUCGCGGCUGA
This is a messenger RNA of Formica exsecta, 1086 nucleotides long. Its product is annotated as translation initiation factor IF-2-like. The transcript has 2 exons. Lineage: Eukaryota; Metazoa; Arthropoda; Insecta; Hymenoptera; Formicidae. Bases 1 to 1086 code for a protein of 361 amino acids. The record is from RefSeq and is a predicted model, not a curated record.